Messenger RNA from Eurytemora carolleeae, 879 nucleotides. Its product is annotated as transcriptional repressor CTCF. The record is from RefSeq and is a predicted model, not a curated record. The transcript has a single exon. Gene Ontology annotation, biological process: regulation of DNA-templated transcription. Gene Ontology annotation, molecular function: RNA polymerase II cis-regulatory region sequence-specific DNA binding; DNA-binding transcription factor activity, RNA polymerase II-specific. Lineage: Eukaryota; Metazoa; Arthropoda; Copepoda; Calanoida; Temoridae. The coding region runs from base 1 to 879 and encodes 292 amino acids.
AUGGAGAGAAGAUAUCCCUGUGAUUUUUGUGAAUAUAUUGCAACUAACUCAUCGAAUUUAAGGCAGCAUAGACAAAGUAAACACGAGGGAGUGAGAUAUCCUUGUGACCAAUGUGACUACGCUGCAACCAGAGCAUCGCAUUUAAAACUGCACAAAGAAAGCAAACAUGAGGGAAUUAAGUAUUCUUGUGACAUUUGUGAUUUUACGACAACACAAUCAACACAUUUGAAGAUACACAAAGCAAGCAAACACGAAGGUGUAAGAUAUCCUUGUGAUAAAUGUGAUUAUUCUGCAACUCAUUCACAAUAUUUGAAGAAACAUAAAGAAAGUAAACACGAAGGACUGUGUUAUCCAUGUAACAAAUGUGAAUACGUAUCAAGACAUUCAUCCAGUUUAAAGAUACACAUUAAAAGUAUGCAUGAAGGUGUGAAACAUUCUUGUGAUAAGUGCGAAUACACUGCUAAUUCUGUAUCUUCACUCAACAGUCACAAAAAAAGAAAACAUGAAGGAAUACGGUUUCCAUGUGACAUGUGCGAUUAUCUUGCAACUCAAUCUUCUCAUCUAAAGCAUCACAAAAAACGUCAACACGAAAGACUCACUGAAAACCGUAAACCUGAAAUUGUGCAAUGUGAACCUGAUUUAGUAAAAUAUGAACCUGAAUCUAUUGUUGUGAAACCUGACUUUGUGAAAUAUGAACCUGUUCUUGUGAAAUGUGAACCUGAACCUGAAUUUGAAACGGAUAUUGUGAAAAAUGAACCAGACCUCGAUCUUGUUAAAUGUGAACCUGAACCUGAACCUGAUGCUGAUAUUGUUAGUGAAGAUGAUGAAGAGUUUAAAAUCAAAGAAGAAGUUCUUAACAGUCCUUCAGCAGAAUUAUAA